CACCCGGGAGCGCGGCGCCGUCGCCAUGUCUCUGGGCUCGGCGGAACCGGCCUCGGACACGGGGGAGGACACGCAGUCGGCAGUGACCUUGGCGUCUGACUUGGAGCCGAAAACGAGGAGAAGUGUCCACAGACCCCCACCUACAUCACCCAAGUCGCCCUAUUCCUCCACGCCGAGGAGAGUGACGUCCUGGAAGGCUCUCAAGAUGGCUGGCAGUGCCCCUCUGAGCAGCAGGAUGCCCUUGUCCCCGCAGAAACUCUGGCUAGGGACAGCCAAGCAAGGCCACGCCCCGGGGACCCCCGUGUACCGCGACAAGGAGGACAUGUAUGACGAGAUCCUUGAGCUGAAGAAGUCACUGCACGCACAGAAGAGCGAUGUGGAUCUGAUGAGAACACGGCUGCGGCGCCUGGAGGAGGAAAACAGCAGGAAGGACCGGCAGAUAGCGCAGCUCCUGGACCCCGGCCGCGGCCCCGACUGUGUUCGCACUCUGGCGGAGAAACGGCCUGACACUGGCUGGGUCAUCAAUGGGCUGAGGCAGAGGGUCUUCAAGCUGGAGCAACAGUGCAAGGAGAAGGACAGCACCAUCAACAAACUCCAGACAGACAUGAAGACUACCAACUUGGAGGAGAUGCGGAUCGCCAUGGAGACUUACUAUGAGGAGAUCCAUCGUCUGCAGAUGCUCUUGGCAAGUUCUGACCCCACAGCAAAGAGGCCCGCAGGGGAGAAGAGGGCCGGCGUCAAGCGGCAGAAGAAGGUGAGCAGCGCCCUGCUGAGCCUGUCACGGAGUGUGCAGGAGCUGACGGAGGAGAACCAGAGCCUGAAGGAGGACCUGGACCGCAUGCUGAGCAGCUCUCCCACCAACUCCACCAUCCAGGGGUACGUGGAGUGGAGCAAGCCCCGGCUGCUGAGGCGCAUCGCUCAGCUGGAGAAGAAGAUAAGCUCAAUGGAGAGUUCCAGGACCCUCGCUGCAGAGGCGGGCAAGCAGAAGCCUCCGGCUGCCUCGGCGUCCGUCUCGCCCCUGCACGGACAGCCUCCGACAGACUGCCCAGAGGACCUCGCUCGCCUCCGAGGGGCCGUGAAGAGCCUGAAGGGGGAGCGGGGCAUGCUGCAAGCCCAGCUGCUGGAGAAAGACGUGGAGCUGAAGCAGCUGCUGCAGGCCCAGGCUGAGCUGGAGAGGCAGCUGGAGCGUGCCAGGGAAGGCGAGAGGCAGAGCCGCGAGCAGGAGGCAGCCCUGAGGGAGGAAAUCCAGACUCUAAGCAGCAAGUGUCAACAGCUGGAGGAAGCCAGGAAAGAAGACAAAGUGGACCCUGAGCAAGCGGCUCACCAGACCCACGGAGAACAGCCAGCGGCCCCCGCGGGCAGCAGGCUCUCCCAGCAGGACCCCGAGCCGCGCCCUGGCCAGGAGGGCGAGGAGGGCAUCUCUCAAGCCCCCUCCCCCAGCCUGGAAGAGAGAAGAGAGGCCGCCGCCCGAGUCCUGCAGGCCCGGUGGAGAGCGUACCAGCACCAGAAACAAAGGGCUGUCCUGGACGAGGCCGCAGUCGUCCUGCAGGCAGCCUUCAAGGGACACCUGGCCCGGACACAGCUGCUGUCCAGCCAGGCAUGUGACCCCCAGCCUCAGGAGCCGCCCGUGGCCCCGGGCCCCAGCCCCACUGUCCCCACGCAGGAGCCGUCCGUGGCCCCGGGCCCCAGCCCUGCAGCUCCCGUGGAGCACAGCCCUGAGGAAGCCGUCACUGUGGUGCAGUGUGUGCUCCGAGGACACCUGGCCCGGGCCAAGCUCAGUGCCACCAGUGACGGAGCAGCAAGUGCCAGCUCUGCCGGGAGGAGACCAGCCUCGGCGCCACGCGGAGGAGCCCCCGUGCCAGCCCCCCGGGCAGCCUCCCCCGGGGAGCAAAGUGGAGCCAGCGGCCACGAGGCCACGGCGGACCCGGAGGAGCCAGCUGCCCUGCAGGCCCCCUCUGCACAGCCCCCUGCUCCGGGGCUGCAGCCCAUGGGUGACAUCGACUCGGACGACUCGGACGACGUGGUCAUCGCUCCACUCGUGCCCACGAAGAGAGGCCCCUCCCACCCUCGGUUCCUGUCCCCGCCCCCCCAUGGCGAUGGCUGCCAGGGUUAGGUUAGGGCCACCGGAGCGAGGUGCACUCCAGAGGGGGAGACCCCUGAGCUGUCGGGAACAGAACUGCACCUGCUUACCGCCUCGGCGUCCUUAAGGG
Ochotona curzoniae (black-lipped pika) is the source of this 2210-nucleotide messenger RNA. It is a transcript of the gene IQCE, whose product is annotated as IQ motif containing E. The record is from RefSeq and is a predicted model, not a curated record. Bases 26 to 2113 code for a protein of 695 amino acids. NCBI's taxonomy places the organism in Eukaryota, Metazoa, Chordata, Mammalia, Lagomorpha, Ochotonidae. Gene Ontology annotation, molecular function: protein binding. The transcript is spliced from 22 exons.